Molecule: messenger RNA, 2599 nt
Organism: Puntigrus tetrazona (Sumatra barb)
Lineage: Eukaryota; Metazoa; Chordata; Actinopteri; Cypriniformes; Cyprinidae
Gene: pecam1b
Product: platelet and endothelial cell adhesion molecule 1b
Exons: 17
Coding region: 415-2361 (648 amino acids)
Biological process (GO): cell surface receptor signaling pathway
Molecular function (GO): transmembrane signaling receptor activity
Source: RefSeq, a predicted model, not a curated record
AAACUUCACUUUGUCCUACAGCGAAACAUUUGGGCACACGCUGGUAAGAAGUGCUCAGCCAUGUGGGUGAAGAUUGUCACCUUCCUCCUCCUCUUCCUCUUCACCUCAGAGGAAGCCUGCGCAGACUCCCUGGACACCAAGGGAGGCAGAUAAGGCUAAGACUGUUGUAAGAAUGUCAAAUGCAAUGCUAAAUGAACCCCACUAAGGGGCUAAGAGUAUGUCAUAAAAAGUGUGCAACUCAUUAUCGAGCCAGGAAACUCAGUUGAAAGAGGUACAAAUGUGUCAUUGAGAUGUCAAGCAGACGUCAGCCACAGUCUGGGGUCUCAUCCCAACUAUAUAUACAACUUCUACAAAGAUUUUAAGCUAUUAAACACUGACCAGACUACGGACAGACUCUAUAUACCAGAUGCCAGAAUGGCCCACUCUGGGACAUAUAAAUGUGAAGUUGUCACUAAGGAGCAAAAGAUGGAGAGCAGUGUCAUAGACCUGACAGUGAAAGGUCUUCAGACGCCAGUCCUAACAGUGAAAAAACGGAAACUGACAGAGGGAGAUAAUGUUACUGCUGUCUGUACAGCAAAGGGAGAAAUAAGUUCUUUGACAUUUUUCUUUAGUAAUGGACUUCAGGUACUCUUCACAGAGAAAACAGAGAGCUAUCAAGUUGCGCCGCAGCUAGUCCUUACUAAAGAAGCUUUGAAUAUAUUUUGCUUCUAUUGUAUAACAUUGUAUAGCUCAAUAAAAUGCUCUGAUAACAGCAAUGUGAUCACUCUUGACAUUCAAGAGCUGGAGAUCACUCCGAAUAUUACAGUCAACCCAUCACCAAAUGUUGUUGAAGGAGAUCUCAUCAUCUUCAAAUGCAUUGUUAAUACCACUUACCAAAUAAAUUCUGAUUUCAAAAUCCUUCUCAUCUAUGGACAGACCAUGCUUAGUUUGACCAUGGCACAGAAGGAUUACUAUAUGUCUGCUAAGGCUAGUGACUCUGGGGAAUAUGAGUGCAUCUCAAGGCUUGGUGGUGUUUCUAAAUCCUCCGCUAUGAACAUCACUGUUAAAGAGCUUUUCUCCAUGCCUGCCCUGAGCAUUCACCCAGCUGAGGUUUUUGAGGGAGAACCUUUCACCAUCAGCUGUGAAAUCAACAACAUUUCCUCAGAAAGGAUUCAAAAGGAUGAAAUAAGGUACUCAAUAUUCCAAGACCAAACAUCUGUAAUAAAUGGCAGCAAAUACAAUGGCAUUGCAGGCAAAGCAUCCAAUGGGAAAUAUAUGUGUGUUGCUGAAGCCAAAGGGAUAAUCAAAAAAACAGAGAUGGACCGGUUUGAAGCAAAAGUUCUUGUUUCAAAGCCUGAGCUCUCAGUUGAUGGUCCUGUUAUCGUGAAUCAGUCAUUUUUGAUUCAUUGCCACUCUACCAAUGGAAGUCUGCCAAUUAUCUACUCACUAAAGAGAGACAACAUUACCCUGAACAGGACUAAGGUGUCUAACCCUCAUGAGAAGGCUUGUUUCUUAGCCUUGAUAACAACUCCUUCAGACAUCAACCGUUACGUGUGUGAAGCAGAGAAUAAUGGCCAAGUCUCAAGCAAGAUGAGUGAAAGGCUACAUGUGACUGUAAUAGUUCCAGUCGGGAAGCCCUUACUUACAGUCAUUCCAGUUCCAGGAAACAUUGAAGAGGGCAGCGAUGUUACCCUGAUAUGUAACAUUCAAAAAGGCUCUCCUCCUAUCAACUUUACUUUUUAUGAAGGCAGUGGCACAGAAAUCCACAACACGAUCGUUCAAAGUAAUUCAGCAUCAUAUGAUCUGACUUCAGUAAAAAGACAUCACAGUGGAAAUUAUUAUUGUGAGGCAAAUAACCGGGCUAACACUUUGAUAAAGAGUGACACGAUCACAGUCGAAGUAAGCCUGGCGACGUGGAAAAAGGCUUUGAUUGCUGCAUUCUGCAUGAUGUUAGUGGUUCUGCUGGUCCUUUUCAUUGUGAAGCGCUACAAGGCCAAGCGAGGUAAAAGAGAGAUGGCUGCCAAACUAUCAGUAAAGCCUGCAAGCCCUAAAUCAGAUGACUCUUUAACCCUGAGUCUCACCCAUGACACCCAUUAUAGCGACCACACAGUGGUGGUGAAUAACACAGAGAGUGUUUGGAAUGAAAGACCUCUAGAUGUUGCUGACCAGGACAGCCUAGGAUCCACAAACGAAGGUGAUGUAGAGUACACAGAGGUGGUUCAUCCUCAGCCUAUAGAUCCUAUGAGAAUUCCUCUGAAAAAAGGCACAGAUACUGUGUACAGUGAGCUUCAGACCACUCAAGGGAAUAUUGAACAUGUUAACCACCAAGGCCUGUUAGAAUAUGCUGAGCUCAACCAUGAUCUUCCUGAACCAGUGGACUAAUGGAAAUCCUUCACCUUCUUCUGGACUGCUGUGGUCAAUAUGGCAUCCAUCUGCUGUGUCCUCCAUCAACAUCCUCCUAAAAAAAUAAUCAUGUAAUCCUUUCUUUCCCUUUCCUCAUUUGUGACUGAUUGUUUGUUCUGUUUGUCACAGUGCUGCACUACUGUGUGUAUAGUCGGUACUAAAAACCACAUGCUUUUCACAAGGCUGCAUUUUUAAUAAAAUGAAAUGAUUUAUUUGA